Priapulus caudatus is the source of this 3144-nucleotide messenger RNA. Its product is annotated as mitochondrial import receptor subunit TOM70-like. The coding region runs from base 11 to 1672 and encodes 553 amino acids. Gene Ontology annotation, molecular function: protein binding. NCBI's taxonomy places the organism in Eukaryota, Metazoa, Priapulida, Priapulimorpha, Priapulimorphida, Priapulidae. The transcript has 12 exons. The record is from RefSeq and is a predicted model, not a curated record.
CCCUUUCGACAUGGCGACCAGCACGAGAAAUGUGACCGAUAAUACCGGUUGGCCAAAAUGGCAAAUUGCAGUUGCUGUUGGUGUCGGGGCACUAGGUGUAGGAACCAUAUAUUAUCUAUAUCGUCGAAAUAACAAGCAAAAGGCGAAAACAUGCGAAGUGGUAGAAAAUGUGGAACCAAAAACACAGGAUCCAACAGAGAAAGCUCAGGCAGCAAAGAACAAGGGAAAUGUGUUUUUUAAAUCUGGCCGAUUUGAUAAAGCCAUUGAUUGCUACACCUCUGCGAUAUCUGUCUGCCCAAAAGAGAACAAGUCAGAACUGGCAACAUUUUAUCAAAACAGGGCUGCAGCAUUUGAGCAACUGAAAAACUAUGCAAAAGUCAUUGAGGAUUGUAAUAAUGCAGUGGAGCUCAAUGGCAAAUACACCAAAGCUUUAUUUAGACGAGCUAAAGCUUCUGAACAACUUAACUCAUUGCCGCAGUGUUUGGAAGAUAUUACAGCAGUGUGUAUACUCGAAGACUUUCAGAACCAUAAUUCCCUCGUGAUGGCAGAUAGAGUGCUAAAGGAACUAGGCAAGCAGCGAGCAAAAGAGGCUUUUAAGAAUAGGACUCCCGUGAUGCCGUCGCAGCAGUUCAUCAAGUCGUACUUCUCUGCGUUCGCCGAGGAUCCGGUGUUCAAUUCCAUCAAGGCUGAGGAGAAUGAGAAGGACCGUGACGAGAGUGAUGAAGUUAGUGGCUACGAGAAGGCUAAGCAGCUGCUGCGCGGCCACCAGUACGAGCACAUCAUUGACGAGUGCAGUGCAGAGCUGGCCCGCGCCGACUCGCAGCACCGGCCUGAGGCACUGCUGCUGCGCGCCACCUUCUACCUGCUGCUCGGCCAGAGUGACAAGGCGAUGAAAGACUUCAACGAGCUUAUGGCGAUCGACGGCGCCAGCGAUAGGGUGAAGACAAAUGCAUUGAUUAAGCGAGGCAGCCUGAAGAUGCAGCAGGGUGACCAGGAUGGAGCCCUAAGUGACUUUGCUCUCGCAGGAGAGAUCGACAGCGUCAACUCCGACGUCUACCACCACAGGGGCCAGCUGAAUCUACUGAUGGAUAAGUGCAAGGAAGCUCUCAGCGACUUCAAUAUGUGUGUGGAGCUGAAGGGCGACUUCCCGGUCGCUCACGUGCAGAUGUGCUACACAAAGUACCGCUACGCACUCAUGACGAAGACUCCACACAAGGUAGAGGAGGCCAUGAAAGAUUUUAAUGAGGUGCUAGUAAGAUUCCCCACCUGUGCAGAAGGCUUCGCACUCUAUGGACAGGCCCUCUACGACCAAAACGAUUUCGGGAAGGCCGACGACUAUUUCAAGAAGGCGCUAGACAUUGAACCUGAAAAUGCUAACGUUUAUGUUCACAGAGGGUUGCUCAUGCUGCAGUGGAAGCAGGACAUAGAGGCUGCAGCAAAGCUCAUAAACAAGGCACUCGAGAUCGAUGAUCGGUGCGAGUUUGCCUACGAAACCCUGGGGACCAUAGAGGUUCAGCGGUCGCACAUGGAGAAUGCGAUAAGUCUCUUCGAGAAGGCGAUCUGGCUCGCGAAGACCGAAGUUGAGCUCGCUCACCUCUACUCGCUCUACGAGGCCGCCAAGGCGCAGCAGUCGAUCGCACGCAAGCUCGGCAUCGCCAUGCCCAGCCUCUGAUGUGCGGCGCCACCUAGCGAGACGACGUCGCCGUCGCCACGGCCUCCACCAGGUGUCGGUCAGGGCAUCAGUGGUGGUGCGUGAGUGUCUGUGUGUGUGUGUGUGGGGGUUGAGGCUUGAGUACCGAUAGGAUGGUGGGUGCGAGACGAUAGGGUCCUACCAGAGCAAAAUCCACGCGGGUGUUCGCUGUCGGCGCCACUAGAGGUCGCCGCCGAUGGGGGCGUACGCGAUUUAACGUGCGUCGUUGACGUCGAACCGGGAAAUUCGAUUGCGAUCAUUACUGGAAGCGUCGGGGUCAGGUCGAGCCGACGGAAGGUUGCACACAUGUCGAGGAAUGAUCCUGCGGGAUGCGUUUAGGGUUUCCUAGUUUAGCUCUCCUGCGAAUAGUAGUACACAGUGAACCAACACGAGUUCGAUGAUUGCGCAUUCACGUUUCUAUCGAUCUGGGAAGUAUUUAUUCUGGUAGUUAGCCAUUGAAUGACAUCGUUGUAGGUUUUAGAUUCUUGGAAGUUAUCAGUUUCGAAAUACCGUGAUUUUUUAUUGGUAUAAUAGUAGUGAAUUUCUAUGAUAAUAAUGUAAUCAAGAGGUAAUGAUGCCUUGUACUCUUGUUCCCCCGAUUUCAUACCAGUGUGAUUUUGUUGAACUAUAUUGCUAGUAUUAUACGUGCACGUAGGGUUAUACUUGGAUCAAGUAAAUUAACCACCCUCCUCCUACACUGAUGCACAAGGUGGUAUCCACUUUGCUGGCAUGUAUGCAAAUUUCAUUACUCAAGUGCAGCUGGUCCGUAGCUGUAGUAGUGGUCCACCAAGCACCGUCACCAUCCUCUUAACCAUCAGGAACAAUUGGCAGUAAUUGACAUAGAGACAUGUUUACUAGGUUUGUCUUGAAGAUUUAUGCAAGCCGUGUGUAUGUAGAGGAACUUCUGCCGGUAUUUGGGUGUUGAUGAUAAUGGGCAAUAGUAGCCAUGUUUUGUCGUGUACUCCACAGUUAUAUGUUACCUGAUGCAACCUUGUUACCAUGUAAACCUCUCCCCCCCUCUCUCUCUCGUAGUCUCUGUUAUAUAGUGGUACAUAUAGUCACAGCUGGUGUUCGGAGGCGUGAAUGUGAAAUAAACAGUCCGUGCGCGCGCGCGUGUGUGUGUGUGUGUAUCCGACACCUAGCUUGUUGUUAUACGUGUGUGGGUGUAGUGCGGGCGGGCAAGCAGGCCGACAUGUACGUGUUCUGCCAAUAUGUGUGUACAUAAUUUUGCGAGCAGCCAGAAGGUUGUCUCUGUCGACCCUAUGUUUGUGGCUUGUGAGCGUACAAGCCCAUAAAUCAUUCAUAGAAGAGGGAGUCGAGGUGUUUGCACGAGCGCGAACACGCUUUCCCGCGCGCGCUUCGCGAAUGUUUGGGGCUGUAAAAUGACGUUACAUAUAUAAUCAUAUACUGACUGUGGAACAGCAUUAAAAUUUUACAUACAAAUGUGAGCAAAA